Molecule: messenger RNA, 1305 nt
Organism: Mesorhabditis belari
Lineage: Eukaryota; Metazoa; Nematoda; Chromadorea; Rhabditida; Rhabditidae
Source: the annotation of a GenBank genome assembly
AUGAUCAUCGGCUACGUCGAUUUCGGUUUUCAGACACUCAAAGUCAAUCUGAGUUCCCCGGAAAGUCGAAUCCAAAUAAAUGAUGUGUUCCAUCAGAUUUCCUCUUCCUCAAAAGCCAUCGGCGAGACGACGAAUACAAUCAUCGAACUAAAAAAAGGCAAAAAAGACAAUGUUCUCGGCAUUGGCCUCAAAUUUUUGAAAGCAAUCAAAGGGGCGGCCACGAUCUUCGGGGCCAUCUUCGAUCUUUUCGAUAUUUUCGGCACCGACUCUGUGGGCACAAUGCUGCAAAAACUCGAAGAAACAAUGGUCAAAGAGUUCGACAAGCUCAAGCAUUUUAUUGCUCGCAAAUUCGACGCGAUUGAAUACCGAGUCGACUUUCACAAUUACCGUGACAACGUCCAGUAUCCGAUCGACAACGGAAUGAGCAAACUGAGGAGACUUUUCGAACAUAGACAGCCAAAUAACAUGAAAGAGUUCAAGACCUGGUGCCAGAACGUUUCGCCGAUCGAUUUGGCUAAACGAUUGCUUGAUCAAAUCUCGGGACACACAUCGAUUCUCGACUCAUACAAGCGAUUGAUUGAUUUCGACGAGGACCGAUACCAGCAUUUCGAGAACUGGAUCCUCAACCAUGUGCAGUCCCUAAAAGUGCUCAUGGGGAACUGUGAGGGUGUGCAGCCAGUGUCAAAAAACGGGGAGAUUCUGUCGGAAUUCGAGACCGUCAUCCAAAGUCUUGACACCCAACUGCUUAAAGAGAACCGGGAGUUGGUGUGGCCGCGAGCGAUCAAGAAACGAGCUCGCGCCGGCAUCGACGCUGGCGGCACAAACGAGCAGAUGGCCACGACGAUCCACAAGGAUCUGAAAAGCAAAUACCAAGACAAUUUCCUGGUUGCCAUUUAUGACGUGACUAAAACUGAUGAUCAUGCGCUCAUCGGGCGACACGAAUCGUCUCACAAGCGAAUUUGGCUACAAAAACAAGAACUACGUGGUUUUUCAGGGUUUGAGCCUCCAAAUGUUGAGAUCGAUUGGGAAAAUCUCGAAGGUUUUUUUGAUCGAAGGAACAAGCUGUCGAACAAGAACAAAGAAGUCUGGGAAACCUACAUGAUCUACCUCGAAAAACUCCCCGGAGGUGUUAGGUAUGAGAAGAAAGACAUCGAAUUGGACACCAAGAUCUUUUAUGAUUUUUCGAUGUAUGCCCAGGAUGCGGCGAGAAAGGUCUACAAUCACCUCAAAUCCGUUCACUCAGCCGAAUUCUUCUCGGGCGAACCGCCCAUGAUCUUAGCUGUUAGCAAGUGGAAGAAUUUAAGG